AUGUCCAUCACUGCCCUUCCAGAGACUACGGUCCGUCUUCUUGGUUCUGCGGCGGCCAUCACCACGCCGGUUGAUGUGAUCAAGGAGCUUCUAGACAAUGCUCUUGACGCAGAAGCCACCUCUGUGGAGAUUCUUGUGUCAGCAAACCUCAUCGGCAGCAUCCAGGUCAGAGACAAUGGGCACGGAAUCCAAGCUGAUGACUACGACUCACUCGGCCGCGUGGGCCACACGAGCAAGCUCACCUCCUUCGAAGAGCUGAGGACCUUUAGGGGAAGCACACUUGGUUUCCGGGGUCAGGCACUGGCCAGCGCAAACUCCCUGGGAUGCGUCACCGUUGUCACCAGGUGCAGCGGAGACCCAACGGCUGUGAAACUGACUCUCUGCGCUGGUGUUGGCGGAAUCGAGAGCCAACAGCGGAUAUCUGCCCCGGUUGGCACGACUGUAACCGUGGAAGGGCUCUUCAAGGCCAUUCCUGUCCGUGAACAAGUUGCUGAGAAGGAGGCACAAAAAAACCUCGCCAAAGCCAAGCAUCUAUUCCAAGCCUACGCUCUGGCCAGACCCAUGAUCCGAAUUUCUCUCAAGGUUUUGGGUGGGGAUAUCAAGCAGGCCUGGUCCUACUCUCCACGUCCGGACGCCAGUGUCAGAGAAGCUGUCGUUCAGGUCUUUGGGGCAGGCGUCAUGUCAGAGUGUGUGCUGAAGACUGCAGCCACUGAGACAGACUCCAGGAAGUACGAAAACGUCCGUGGUGGCCCACGGAUGACCAUCGAGGCGGUCCUGCCCAAGCCAGAUGCGGACUUAUCCAAGAUGUCCAAGGGCUCGUUCUUCUCCGUCGACUCUCGUCCCUUGUCAACUUCGCGCGGCAUCAUGAAAAAGCUGCUUUCAAAUCUCAAGGUGCACUUCAAGAAGUCUCUGAAAGUGAAUGAUGAAGAUAGAAGGUUGAGCGAUCUCUUCACCUGCGUCAACGUCAAGUGCUCUGCAGGUACUUACGAUCCGAAUGUCGAGCCGUCGAAAAGUCAGGUCCUCUUCGCCGAUGAGUCUCAGCUGGUGGAACUGUUCGAGGAGCUAUGUGCAAAGACCUACCAGAGUCGACAGGCCGCGGACGCUUUCGCAACGAUUGAAAAGAGGCCACUGACAAGACGGACACAAACGCGAACACCGCCACCAAGUAGCGAUGGACCUCAGGGUUUCGCCGAGCCACCGGUACCCUAUCUAGAUGAGUCGUCGCACAACUCGUCCAGCUAUGAACCAGUCGAAGAAAGGUUUCCAACAGGAUCAACGCGUCUAGUUGAGCUACCAGUCACCGCAACUCAAGAUCCGGAGGCCACUAUGGAGCAGUUGCCGACUCCAGAGCAAAAUGGUGCCGCCCAGCAGCUUUAUCCUCCAUUGAGAACUCGCGAUUCACACGCCGCCGAAUACACCGUGUCAGACCAAGCAGAUCCCUAUCACCGUAAAGGUCGCAAGCGGAAAUUUGUCGUGAACAUGUCAGCGGACCCAGACCUAUCAUCGGACGAGGAGGCCGAGACUCGCGAAUCUGGUUCCUACGACUUGCAAGAGACAAUUGCACCGCCGGGAGAGUCAUUCGACACAUCAAAAGAAGCCUUGAAUCCUUGGGUCAUCGCAAGGAUGACCGCACCAGCUCGGCAGACAGUCACUGUUAAUACCACCGCACACAGCGCCUGUCCAACUCUUGCCCGCACCGAAGAACCAAAUGCUCCGCUCAUAAACGCCGAAUCUUUCGAGGAGGAAUUGCCGAUCUUGCGACCACAGAUGGGCGCACCCAGAGAUCUUGAUACACCUCGUGUGAUGAGGUUCGCGAAUACACAUAUGGGCCAUCUUCAGGCUACUGAUGUUGGACACCGUGACCCAUCGGCUUCCGUGAGCCCACAGACCACUGCUCGAGUAGCAGCUCAUGAUCUGCCUCAGUCACCUUUGCACACGGAACGCUCGAUGGGGAGACGCAAGCUUCCCAAUUUCAGGCCACAUAGCAACAUUCUCGAAGAGAACGCCGAUCCAGAUGGGCUGGUUCAGACUACUUUGUCUUUCGAUAAGCCAAAAGAGCCACGCCAUGACCAAGAAGCCCAGGCCCAAUUUCACAUCAGCGAUGUCCCAACGCGGCGAAACCCAACAUUCCGGAAGCCAAAGAGAGUCAAGAAACGGGACCAAGGUUUCGUCCCACAAGAUGCUUGCACCAGCAGCGAGCGUGAAUAUUAUUUGGUAGAAUCUCAAAACGGCAACAGAAUCGCGAAAGAGUCUUUGAGAGACUACGACUUCGAGUCAUCUCAGUUACCAAGGCUUGACCUUGUGGGUUUUGAAGACAGCCAUGUUGACCAUCUGCCGACUGUGAAACAGCCAAGUCGUGGAUACAACGAGACCAAUAACUUCGAUGGGGAUCCGAGGAGGUACCUGAUAAGAAGGCGACGUUCAGAGGCAGCGCAUCGAAGGAAGGGCCGGCAGUCCAUCAAAAGGACCAAAACGGACAAAUUGCCCCUGGAGACAGUUCCCUCCGGCGAUGGAACUAAGCACCUCGUGCUGAACGUGGAUCACCAAACGGUCGAGACCUGCAAUGCUUCGAGAAGAACGACCUCCUUGGCUGAUUACCGCGAGGGAGUGCGCUUCGGAUCUUCGAUGAACUUGGAGGACGUGGAUGAUAUCCAGUCUAGACUGCAGGCCGUCGUCACUAGCUGGACACAAAAGACCUUUGGGGAGAAGGCGGACAUCGAAAUUGAUCUUCGGGAGGCAGUGAAGGGAACUCAAGUGGCCGCUUAG
This is a messenger RNA of Diaporthe citri, 2766 nucleotides long. RefSeq lists its product as uncharacterized. Gene Ontology annotation, biological process: mismatch repair. The transcript is spliced from 2 exons. The record is from RefSeq and is a predicted model, not a curated record. The coding region runs from base 1 to 2766 and encodes 921 amino acids. NCBI's taxonomy places the organism in Eukaryota, Fungi, Ascomycota, Sordariomycetes, Diaporthales, Diaporthaceae. Gene Ontology annotation, cellular component: MutLalpha complex. Gene Ontology annotation, molecular function: ATP hydrolysis activity; ATP binding; mismatched DNA binding.